AUGGCUACGUUGAUUAACGAACCAGAUACAGACUUCCACUUACAAUUGAAUGAACAAUCUUUCCACAUCCCAUACGAAUUAUUGACUAGAAAUUUCAAAUUACUCAAUGAACUCAUCGAAAGGGAAUCGUCACUAUUGAAUAAGAAAUUUCAUGAAUUGAAUUCGUUACUCUCCAAAAAUGCAAUCUCUCAUGAUAAGAUAGCCAUUACUAAAUUGAACAGUAUCAUAAAGAGCAUCGAUCUAUUCGAAGCCAAGUUAAAUGACAAAAUUACAAGAGAAUCUGAAUUAUUGAAUAGAAUCAAAUUAAGAAUCAAUUUCUUUCAGGAUUUACAGACUUUUAAAGAUAACCAUGAUACUAAUAAAUUAAUAGACUGGUAUCAAAAGUACUCCAAUUUACUUAUCGGUGAAUAUUUAACUAGAUUCCCCAUCAUCGAAAAAUCUGGUAAAAGAUUUCUCACCGAACAAAAUUUACAGAAUCUAUUGGAUUUUGACAUCUUGGAGAAAGCAAAUUAUAUCUCAAAUGCCUUGGUGAAUAGUCAUGAUUUACAACCUUUAAUCGCUUGGAUUGAUGAAAAUAACAAUUAUCUAAAUAAACGUAAAUCAAUACUAGAAUUUAAGGCAAGAUUUCAAGAAUAUUUGGAAUUGUUAAAAUUGAAUGAUCAUAAAAAUGCAAUCAGAUCUUUACAACGGAAUCUUUUACCAUUCAUGAAUACAAAUUUUGAUGACUUGAAGAUUGCUUGUGGUUUAUUGGUCUUCAUGGAAAACUGUUCCAAUGAUACUCCAAACACAAUUAUAACAAAUCAUGAUAAUAUUGAUACAAGGGAAAAAGCUUACGAAUAUUUCUUUCAUAAGCGGUUAGAUUUAUCAAUGAAUACAGACAUCAAUAAAAUGAAAUCAUUAAGUAAUUCAGAAAAUUUAGAUCGAUAUAGAGAACUAUUAGAUGAUCAUAGAUGGACAAUAUUAAAGGAUACUUUCCUAGAUGAAUAUUACUCAUUGUAUGGUAUCUCCAAAAAUGAUCCUUUACUGAUUUAUAUCUCCCUAGGAAUACCAACAUUAAAGACAAAAGCAUGUUUACAAUCUGAUAAUUCAAUACCAUCAGAAUAUAACAUCCUACAAAAACAUAAUAAAAAUUACUUAAAAAAUUCAUGUCCUGUUUGUAACGAUUCAUUUGCUCCCAUUGCAGAAAAUUUACCAUUCGCGCAUCACACUGAAUCAAAAUUAUUCGAAAAUCCUGUAAUGUUACCAAAUGGUAACGUUUACGAUUCAAAUAAAUUAAAGGAGAUGUCACAUUUACUAAUCGUUGAAAAAAUUGCAAAUUUGAAAGAUAAUGAGAUAUUUGAUCCCAUAUCAAAAACGGUAUUCAAAGAAUCUGAUUUUGUUACAAUGUACCCUACCUAA
Molecule: messenger RNA, 1398 nt
Organism: Kazachstania africana CBS 2517
Lineage: Eukaryota; Fungi; Ascomycota; Saccharomycetes; Saccharomycetales; Saccharomycetaceae
Gene: FYV10
Product: glucose-induced degradation complex subunit FYV10
Exons: 1
Coding region: 1-1398 (465 amino acids)
Biological process (GO): proteasome-mediated ubiquitin-dependent protein catabolic process
Cellular component (GO): nucleus; GID complex; cytoplasm
Molecular function (GO): ubiquitin protein ligase activity
Source: RefSeq, a predicted model, not a curated record